This is a messenger RNA of Megalopta genalis, 1046 nucleotides long. RefSeq lists its product as uncharacterized. Lineage: Eukaryota; Metazoa; Arthropoda; Insecta; Hymenoptera; Halictidae. The record is from RefSeq and is a predicted model, not a curated record.
CCAGCGUUCUUCGAGUUCCUGCGAUUAACGAGCUCCGGAAUUUUCAUCGAUAUGGCGUCGUUCGUUCAUAUCAGACGUUUUGCUGCUUUGUUUCUUUUGGCGACGAUUUUCCACCAUGAAUUGGCGGUUGCUGGGAGGGUCGAGGGGAUUCAGGGUGACUUCCGGUUGACGAACGACAGCGAGGUCGCUGCUAGCGAGCAUGCAGGUGGCAGCAGGCAAGAAGAGAAGGGUGGUGGCAUGGAACUCCACGAGGACCAUCGAGAUAUCGGAGAAGAGAAGGGUGACAAGGGUUACAAGGUCUUCCACGAAUUCGAUAAGGGCGAGAAGGGUCACCACGACAAAGAGAAUCAUAAACAACAAUACGACGAGAAGGUGGGCGAGGAGGAGGAGAAACAUGAAGCGGCUGAUCAUUAUGAUGAAAGUCAUCACGGCGAGAAAGGUGAGAAAACUGGGGAAUUCGACGAAGAGGGGAAACACCAGAAAGGAUACAGCACCAAGGGAGAGCACAGUAUUUCCAAGAAGGACGAGUACGAGAAGAAGCACGACUUCUAUGAUGAGUACCACGAGGACGGCGAGAACGAGAAGCACGGCGGCUACCACCAUGAACACGAGGGCAAGAAAGGUGGCCACCAGAAAAUGGGCCAUGUGGACUCUGGCCAUAAUGAGCAUCAUCACGGCAAAAAGAAGAAACACGAAGAGGGCCGCCAUCACCGAAACCAGAAGGGUCGUAAGGCCGCCGAAGGCCACGACAGUCAUCAUCGCGACGAGAAGAAUUACGGCAAAAAAGGCGGUCAUGAAUCUGGGAAGAAAUGGUUCGCUAGUAACGGCCAGUAAACAUCUUUUAAAGAAUCUAGGUUCCGCGUGACGACAUAUGUACUCCUUUUGACAAGAGAAGUUUCUUCUCACUUGUUAAUUUAUGAUUCAUUUGCAUAUUAGUGUUUACGUUUCGUUUUAUCAAACGAUUUAUCAUCAUUUGCGCAAUCAGAACGCCGAAAAAAUGCGAACAUUUCUACGAAAGUUUCGGGUGCUGCUAAACCAGUGUUGGA